AUGGACCAAACAGUAAAGUCAGGGAUAGACCCAGAAAAGAAAGCUUUACAUGAACUCAAACAACUUAUUAAAACUGCUCUAAUUAAUCAUGAAUUCACUUCUCCUUCUCCUGAUCCCAAACCCAUCAAAGAAGAAGAAGUAUUCAUCUGGGGGAUUCCUCUAAUUGGUGAUGAAAAGAGUGAUGCGAUCCUGCUGAAAUUUUUGAGAACAAGAGAUUUCAAAGUGGAAGAAGCAUUCACAAUGAUUAAAAACACGGUGAAGUGGAGGAAAGAAUUCGGGGUAGAUACAUUAAUUGAUGAAGAUCUUGGUCUUAGCAAUGAUCUUGAAAAGGUUGUUUUCAUGAAUGGGUUUGAUAAAGAAGGACGCCCAGUUUGUUACCAUGUUUGUGACGAGUUUGAAAGUAAUAAAUUUUCUAGCGAAGAAAACACACAAAAGUUUCUUGAAUGGGGGAUUCAGUUUGCAGAGAAGAGUAUUAGGAAACUUGAUUUUGGUGGUGUCUCAACUUUUCUUCAAAUCCAUGAUUUGAAGAAUUUUCCUGGAGCUGACAAAUCCGAUGAUAGCCUAGUAGCAGCUAUCUGUCAACUUUUUGUUUUGCUUCACGUUAAUUACCCUGAGAUUGUUGCUAAACAUGUGUUCAUCAAUGUGCCAUGGUGGGGUCUUGCGUUAUGGAGAAUGUUUUGUCUACGGACUCUAUUCCAUUCACAAGGAUUUAAGAGCAAGCUUGUUUUGGCUGGACCUUCAAAAUCUCCUGAAACCCUUUUCAAAUACAUAUCACCUGAACAAGUACCAGUUCAGUACGGUGGUUUAUACAGAGAAGGUAAUGACGAAUUCAGCUGUGCUGAUCUUGCUGAAAAGAUACUUGUUAAACCAGGGACAAAAAAACCUAUUGAGAUCCCAAUAUCUAAGUGUGUGGUGGUAUGGGAAGUACGAGUAGUGGGCUGGGAAGGGGCAGUGAGUUAUUGUGCUGAAUUUGUACCUAAUAAUGAACCUGGAUACACAGUUAGAAUAAAGAAAAAAAGAUUUAUCUGCUCAAGUGAUGAACAAGUCAUUUGCCACAAAUUCAAAGUUGGUAAACCAGGAAAAAUUGUUCUCACCAUUGAGAACUGUAGUUACAAAAACAAGAUGGUUCUAUAUAGAUCAAAAGUCAAUUAA
Messenger RNA from Papaver somniferum (opium poppy), 1152 nucleotides. RefSeq names its product patellin-3-like. NCBI's taxonomy places the organism in Eukaryota, Viridiplantae, Streptophyta, Magnoliopsida, Ranunculales, Papaveraceae. Bases 1 to 1152 code for a protein of 383 amino acids. Gene Ontology annotation, molecular function: lipid binding. The transcript has 5 exons. The record is from RefSeq and is a predicted model, not a curated record.